This is a messenger RNA of Fomitopsis serialis, 678 nucleotides long. RefSeq lists its product as uncharacterized. Bases 1 to 678 code for a protein of 225 amino acids. Gene Ontology annotation, biological process: mRNA splicing, via spliceosome. Gene Ontology annotation, cellular component: catalytic step 2 spliceosome; precatalytic spliceosome; U2 snRNP. NCBI's taxonomy places the organism in Eukaryota, Fungi, Basidiomycota, Agaricomycetes, Polyporales, Fomitopsidaceae. The transcript has 3 exons. The record is from RefSeq and is a predicted model, not a curated record.
AUGUACGAAGACCAGCGCUCGACGGUUCUCGCCGUGGAUAACCUGAACGGUGCGAAGGUUCUGGACAGGACCCUGCGCGUGGACCACGUAAAGAAUUACAAACAGCCGAAGGAUAAGGGAGAAGACGGCGAACUGCAUGAGCGCGAAGAGCAGAGUCUCAAUGCGAAGCCAGAGCUGAUCCCCCUGACAUUAUCUCUAGACGUGGAUGAUGUGUCCGAGUCAUCUGAAGAUGACGGACCUCCAAUCGACCCCGAGGACCCUAUGUACGAAUAUCUGGUUGCCAGACGCAAGGAGGAAAAGGCCCUUAAAAAGUCGAAGAAAGGCAAGUCCAAAUCCAAAUCGAAGGCCAAGCACAAAGAUGAGACUCCGGAGGAACGGCGAGCUCGGAAGGAACGUAAGAGGCUGCGCAAGGCCAUGGGAAAAUCAGAGGGCGUGAGGGCCGUCGAGGAGCUACUUGCUUCGUUCCAGGACACGCAUGCAGAACGGGGGAACAGUUUCAACAGUCGUUCUCCUCCCAGGCGAAGGGACAUGUCACGGAAAGGCGAAGCCCAUCUAGAGACCGGUCACCGGCUCGGGAUGAACGCGACUCUCGCAGAAGAUAUUCACCACCACGUUCACCACCGCGCAGGGAUAGAGAUGCGGACAACGGACGUGGAGGAAGUCGAUAUGAUGAGAUGA